AUGGCCCCGCCCCAGCCGGGCCGGGCCGGGCACCUCCCUGGGCCCCGAGGCGGCGGCGGCGGCGGCGGCCGGCGACAGCUGGAGGCACUGGCUAGCGACAUGAGCGGGGUGGCAGCAGCGGCAGCGGCCGGAGCAGGAGCCGGGCAGGGGCGCGGGCGAGGCCGUCCAGGGGCAGCCCUCUCGGCCUCGGUCCCAGCCGGGGAGACGCACAAGCUGGUGGUCGUGGGAGGCGGCGGCGUGGGCAAGAGCGCGCUCACUAUCCAGUUCAUCCAGUCCUACUUCGUGUCUGACUAUGACCCGACCAUCGAAGACUCGUACACCAAGCUGUGCAGUGUGGAUGGGACCCCGGCCCGGCUGGACAUCCUGGACACCGCCGGGCAAGAGGAGUUUGGGGCCAUGAGGGAGCAGUACAUGAGAGCCGGCCACGGCUUCCUGCUGGUAUACGCUAUCAAUGACCGGCAGAGCUUUAACGAAGUAGGCAAGCUGCAUACUCAGAUCCUCCGAGUCAAGGACAGAGAUGAUUUCCCCAUCGUGCUGGUGGGCAACAAGGCCGAUCUGGAGACCCAGAGACAGGUACCCCGCUCAGAGGCCUCUGCCUUCUGCACCUCCCGCCACAUAGCCUAUUUCGAAGCAUCGGCCAAACUUCGGCUCAACGUGGAUGAAGCCUUUGAACAGCUGGUUCGAGCUGUCCGGAAGUACCAGGAGCAGGAGCUGCCCCCCAGCCCCCCCACGCCCCCACGAAAGAAGGCUGGCAGUGGCAACUGCCCUUGUCUUCUGCUCUAACUCUUCUGGCCUGGGAAUGGAGCUAUACCUCAGGAGAUGGCUGGCUCUGCACCCACCCCACUGUCCGGGGCCCUCCCCCAAAUGGGGCAUGGAUGGACCAUGGGGUGGGAGCAGUGCACGACCCACCCCACCCUGCCCAGUUACACUACACCAACCAGGUCCCUGGGAUGGGGCCACCAGUGCCUUCUUCACAGAGCAACUCCCUCCCCUCUCCCUCAAAAUCACAACUGUAUAGACCCUGACACCCCAUUUCUCAAUAAACAUCACUGCCAAGACCA
Messenger RNA from Dromiciops gliroides (monito del monte), 1061 nucleotides. It is a transcript of the gene RRAS, whose product is annotated as RAS related. Gene Ontology annotation, molecular function: GDP binding; GTPase activity; GTP binding. Gene Ontology annotation, cellular component: plasma membrane. Gene Ontology annotation, biological process: signal transduction. NCBI's taxonomy places the organism in Eukaryota, Metazoa, Chordata, Mammalia, Microbiotheria, Microbiotheriidae. The record is from RefSeq and is a predicted model, not a curated record.